Messenger RNA from Drosophila kikkawai, 984 nucleotides. It is a transcript of the gene Pdh, whose product is annotated as Photoreceptor dehydrogenase. Gene Ontology annotation, molecular function: oxidoreductase activity, acting on the CH-OH group of donors, NAD or NADP as acceptor. The record is from RefSeq and is a predicted model, not a curated record. Gene Ontology annotation, cellular component: cytoplasm. Lineage: Eukaryota; Metazoa; Arthropoda; Insecta; Diptera; Drosophilidae.
UACUCACCCAAGUUAGCAGUGCAACUGGCGAGCUCCGAGCUUGAUGAACCCACAAGGAAUAUCCCCGUCUACCAAGAAUACCAGCCAGAGCAAGAUGUCCUUUCGUGGCAAGAACGCGGUGGUUACCGGAGGAGCCGGAGGCAUCGGUCUGCAGGUGUCCAAGCAGCUUCUAGCUGCCGGAGCAGCGAAGGUGGCCAUCAUCGAUUUGCAGGACAACCUGGAGGAGUUUGUGAAGCUACGUGCUGCUCAUCCCACGCAGAGCGUGAUGAUUAUCAAGAUGGACGUUGCCAAUAAGAAGGGAGUCGAGGCCACCUACGAGGAGAUAGCCAAGACUUUCGGCAACAUUGACAUUGUGGUGAACGUUGCAGGCAUCUUUAAUGACAAGGAUGUGCAAAGGACGCUCCUUGUAAACCUGGGUGGCAUCAUCAACUCCACUCUGAGUGCCUUACCGUAUAUGGACAAGGCCAAUGGCGGCAAGGGAGGCAUAAUAGUCAACAUGAGCUCAGUGGUGGGCUUGGACCCGAUGUUUAUCAUUCCUAUUUACGGAGCCACCAAGGCGGGUAUCAUCAACUUCACCCGGUGUCUGGCGAAUGAGAAGUUCUAUCAACGCUCGGGCAUCAGGUUUGUGACCGUCUGUCCUGGAGCUACGAUGACGGACAUGUUCACCAACUUUACGGAGAAGAUCAUCUUUCCGGAGACCAGCGACGAGACCUACAGGAUCCUGGAUAGAUUGAACAAGCAGAGUGCCGCCGAUGUCUCGCGCUGCAUACUGAAUGUCCUGGAGAAGGAUAAGAACGGAGCUGUCUAUGUCAUCGAGGGAAAGCGCAUCUUUCCCUUGGACCUGAAGCCCCAGUGGACGGGCAAGGAGCAGGCCCUUUAAAUGAUGAUAAUUCCACCAAAUCCUGCACACACAUACACACUAUAAACAAACUCUGAACAAAUUACCGAAAUUAGUUAUUUAAUAAACAAACAAAGCACGCUGCA